AUGCUCUGUGCUGGAUGCAGAGCUGGACACAGGAAAACAGGGUUUGAUCUGCGGGAUGAAGAUUCCAGCGGGCCGCUGGACGUGUCCCCCGCGGGCGCGCAGUGCCUGGAGCACGAGUGUUUCGCCGUGUUCUGGGCGUCCCGCUCCUUCUCCGUCGCCAGCGAGGUCUGCCAGCGGGGCGGGGGGCACCUCAUGACCGUGCGCUCCACCGUGGCCGAGGAGGCGAUCGCGCUGCUGCUCCAGAACCGCGAGGGGCGGCUCUGGCUCGGGCUGUCGCUGUCGCCCUCCUUGCCCUGCACCGUCCCCAGCCGGCUGCUCCGCGGCUUCAGCUGGGUCACCGGCGACCACAGAACCGAUUACACCAACUGGGCGCCGUCGGGGAAGCGCUGCGGCGAGCGCUGCGUGACCGUGUCCCGGGAGCUGCGCUGGGAGGAGCGGCGCUGCGAGGAGCCGGCCGACGGCUUCCUCUGCCAGUACAGCUACGGGGGCACCUGUUUCCGCCUGAGCACCCAGCCCGGUGUUCCCGUCACCUACAGCACCCCUUUCGGCGCCCGCGGAGCCGACUUCCUGGCGCUGCCUCCGGGCAGCGUGGCCGUCAUCGCUGACCUCGGGCUGCAGCUGCGCUGCGACGACGGGGACGGCGCGGAGCCGCGCUGGGGCCGCGACACGCCGGGACCGUGGACGUGCGAGCUGGGCGGCGGCGGCUGCGCGGGGACGUGCGCGGAGAAGCGCGGGCGGCCGCGCUGCUCCUGCCCCGAGGGCGCCGUGCUGGCCCCGGACGGGCGCGGGUGCCGCUCGCCGUGCGAGGGAGCGCAGUGCCAGCAUCACUGCGUGGUGGCCGGGAGCUCCUUCGUGUGCAUGUGCUCCGUCGGGUACCGGCUGGCGGCCGACGGCGUCAGCUGCGAGGACAUCGACGACUGCGCCAGCGAGCCCGGGCCGUGCGAGCAGCAGUGCGUGAACACCAAGGGCGGCUUCGAGUGCCGGUGCCACAGAGGCUACAGGAUGGAGGACGGGCACUGCCAGCGCCAGCCGCCCUGCUGGGACCUGGCGUGCCAGCAGCGCUGCGAGGAGCGGCCCGACGGCGACCGCUGCGGCUGCCACCCCGGCUACGCCGUGGACCCGCAGAGUCCCUCCCGCUGCCUCCCGUACUGCAACACCACCGAGUGCCCGGCCCUGUGCGGCGACGGCGGCGGGGACUGCGAGUGUCCCCUGGGCUUCGUGCUGGACGAGGACGAAAACCUGUGCAUGGACGUGGAUGAGUGCGACAGCGGUCACUGCCAGUUCAACUGCACCAACAUCCCCGGGAGCUUCCAGUGCCACUGUCCCCACGGCUACUUCCUCCAAGACAUCGACUGCAUCCCCAUCCUGGACGGGGACGGUGAGGAGGCGUCCUCGGGGGAUUUGGAGCUGGAGCCGCGCACGCCCGUGCCCAGCCGGCCCCCGCCGCAAGCGGAGCCGCUGCACCCCGGCGUGGUGGUGGGCAUCGCCGGCGGGGCCCUGCUGAGCGUCCUGGCCCUGGCGGCGCUGGGAUUCCACCUGGCCAGGAAGCGCUGCCGCUCCCACGGCUCCAUGGAUUACAAGUACAGCAGCCCCCAGGAGAAGGAGCUGGGGCUCCAGCCCGUCCCCUCCGCACAGAAGCCGUAGGGACAGCGGGUAGGACAGACAGACACUGGACACUGGGAGACCGAGCUGGGUGACAUUUAUCCGCCGCUACCCUCUCCCCCCCGCCGCCCUGUCGCGCCCCGGCUGGAAUUUUUGAACGAUAAUUCGGGAAAAGCUGGGAUCGCAUCACUCCCAGAAAUACCCGCUGCUUCCCAGCCGGCUCUUGGAACGCCGGCGCAGGAGAGCGGGGACAGCAGAACACCCCGAGGCUGCUCCGCUCCCGCUCCUUGUUCCCGCUUCCUCGGCGUUCAGCUUUCCUUUUCCCGAGCCGGCGGUCGGGAAAACCGCAAGGAAAAAUCCAGGAGGGACUGCUCCAUGUGCAAAUGACUCUAAAUCCGUGGGAUGGGAGCACGGUGUGACCAAGGCGGGGACUUUGGAAGAACACCUCCACCCAAACCCCCCUCCCCUGGGCUGGAUGGUGUUCCCGAGCCGGGAGGCUCCUGCUUUUCUUUGGGAUGGGGUUGGUUUGUUUUGAGCUGAGGGAAGGAGGAGCAAAGAUGUUGUGGGAUGCACUUGUCACCUUAAGCCACUGGUGACAGCAGGGACCCGGCUCGGUGUCACCAAGGUGGGACUGAAAUUCCUGAUUCCCAUUCCCUCUCCUUAGUUUUUGCGGGAUGUGGAGGUUAAACAGGGACCCGAAGGCUGCUGGGGUGAAUUUUGUAGGAAAGGUUUGCGGUGCUGCAGAGCCACAUCCAGGUCCUUCCACGACUUUCCGCUGGUGUUGCCUUAAAUUUGAUUGUUGGAUUUUGGAUUUGGAUUUGACCCCUCCUACCCACAGGGAUUUUCUCUGUUCCCUCGUGCAGGGCUGACUCUAGCCCAAGGCAAAACAUUCCCAGGGGUGGGAUUCCAGCAGCCACGGCCUGGGGGGGGGGGGGGAUUCUGAGAACAAUCUGGUUUUCCAGCUCCAUCCUUCCCUGGGGAGCCAAAGGGGGUCCUGCUCCGGCUGCUGUCCGAGCAGCCGCUGGCAGCUUUAUGCCAGUGAAAUAUUAUCCCAGAGAAGUUUUGGAAGGCUGGGAUCAGAACAGGGGCGUUCUGUCCCCCCACAUUCCCCCUUCCCACCCUAUGAACUUCCCAGCAAUCAGCAUCCCCCCUGGAAUGCUAAACCUCCUCUGCACAUUCCCAGGAAAAUCAAAAUGAGGCAUUUGUAGGAAUUGUGGUUUUCCUAAAAGGUCGUUAUCCUGAAGGCUGCAUAACUGAGGGUCCUGUCUCUGGAUCCCUGGGGAUGGAUUAAAGCGCAACCACAUGGAGUGAGGGCUGUAAGCCUGUGGAUGUGCCAGGUUUAUUCUAGGACAGUUUGGCUGCAGUGGGAGGGAGGGAGCUGUUGUGAUUAUCCAUAAUUAUCCAGAAAGAGAUAUCAAAAUGGGUGUCACUUGGGAAAAUAGCCAAGGAAAAGGAAGGGAAAGAAAGGAUAAGGUUUGAGAGUGGAAAGACUUUGCUGAGGCAUCAUCCCAUGUGCAGGAUCUGCUUCCCAUGGAUCUUUCCUUGUUAUCCAGCUCAAACCCCUGCUCAUUCCUGGGUGGAUCCCAGGUUUUGCCACCACACCCCCAAAAUCUCCUCCUCCCCUCUAAUCUCCAAUUCCCACUUCGGAGUUUUAUCUUAUCACAAAUUCCUUCCUUACGGUGAUGCGUUGGAGUCCUGAUAUUCCCAGCACUCCCUGUUUUAUCCUCUCCCCCACCCCGGCCUGCUCCCCCCGGGCCCAUUUGUAAAUCCUUAUUUAUUUAUUGGAAUUUUACCCUGUCUGAUGGAAUUUUUUCAUGGAGAUCCUGUGUGGACACCAAUAAAGUUUUGCCAGUCUGGUUUA
Messenger RNA from Melospiza georgiana, 3463 nucleotides. RefSeq names its product thrombomodulin (gene THBD). The record is from RefSeq and is a predicted model, not a curated record. The transcript is spliced from 2 exons. Bases 1 to 1644 code for a protein of 547 amino acids. Gene Ontology annotation, molecular function: calcium ion binding. Lineage: Eukaryota; Metazoa; Chordata; Aves; Passeriformes; Passerellidae.